CCGGGGGCCGCGCCGCAGUCCGAGCGGCAGCCGCGAGUGGGGCGGGGCUGGGCAAGUUUGUUUCCCGAGUUCGGAGCCCAGGAGCCCCCGCGGCUGCCGCGCAGGUGCCCUCCGCCUGGGUCGGGAUGGAGCUGCCUACCGUGAACCUGAAGACGAUCCUGCUGGUUCACUGGCUGCUGACGACCUGGGGCUGCAUCACGUUCUCGGGCCCCUAUCCCUGGGCCAACUUCACCAUUCUGGCCGUGGGUGUGUGGGCCGUCGCUCAGCGGGACUCCAUCGACGCCAUAAGUCUGUUCCUCAGUGGCUUGGUGGCCACCAUCUUCCUGGACAUCGUCCACAUCAGCGUCUUCUACCAGAGGGCCAGCUUCACGGACACAGAGCGCUUUGGUGCCGGCAUGGCCAUUCUCAGCCUGCUCCUCAAGCCCUUGUCUUGCUGCUUCGUCUACCACAUGUACCGGGAGCGUGGGGGUGAGCUCCUGCUCCACAUUGGUUUCCUUGGACCAUCAGAGGAGCGCAGUGACUACCAGACGAUUGACUCACCAGAGGCGCCCACAGACCCCUUUGUAGGCUCGGAGGGCAGGGGUCACUCCCCGCAAGGGUACUGAAGCCAGUCUGCUUUGGCCCCAGCGCAGGGGCCAAUGGAGCAGACCCCAUCGACAGCCCAGGCCGCAUCGCCCUCCUUGUGCCUUGGGUGGCAUUCUAGAGAUGUUCCUGACCUCCACCCCCCUUUCUCGGACUGUGUUCUCCUGUUGCCCAUCUCCCUAGUCAAGUGCCCUGAGUGGCCCGGAGCCCCGUGCACACCUGUCCCAGACUCCCUGAGGCCUCCUCUCCCUUCAAGCCACCCCAGUGGUCUGAGGCUGGGAACCGUGGUCUCUUUCCUCACCUCCCGUAGCGGCUCCGUGUAGCCCCUGUCCAACCAUGCCUGAGCCAGUCCUUGCCCAUAGUUUACUGACCUUGCCCACAGAAGCUCUGAGAGCUUUGGGUCAUGCUCAGUCCUGGGAGCAGCCCAGCAUGGGAGUGAGGUCCCUGUGCUUCUCACUGCCUGGCAACUUGGUGCUUAGGGACCUUGGGGGCUGGAGGCAGGAGGUGUCUGCAGCACCUGAGACCCACCGCGGCCUCCAGCUGCCCUUCCCACAGCCAUGGCAUUCACGUUUGGGGAAUCGGUAGCUGGGUGUGUUUUGAGCCAUGGUUAAUCUCCCAGCCGGGCUGGGGCCUGGACCUGCCAUUCCUGAGAAGAUUUCUCCUUUGAACCCGCAGGGAACCUGGGCUUAGCCACCCAUUUUGUUGUGGCAGGAGGAAGCAGGGGCUCACUCCCCAGCUUUGGCCUAGCCAAGGCCCCAGCAGAGGAGGGCGCUGUUUGGUGUGGCUAAUGGGCAUCCAUGUCUCUGAAUCAGAUGACUUGGGUAUUGGUUUCCUUCCCUCUCUGCCACUUUCUGGCUGUGUACCUUUGAGCAGCUUAAUGUCUCUGACCUCAGUGUCUUCUGGAAAAGAGCUAAUGCCUGCCCCAGGGGUGAUGAGGCGAAUGAAGUGUGCAGUGCCUGGCCCUCAGAAAGCUCCCUGAGCCACAGCAAAGUUGGUGGGUUGCUCCUUGAUUCUGUGAUGAUGUGGGGUCAGUAGGCAAGGGGCGACCUCUUCCUGGCAGACCCCAUGUCCUGGUGUCAGGGCUGACUGGGACCAGCACCCAUCCAGAAGCCCCAAGCGUCCCAUGGCCAGGGUCCUAAUCUGCAUCGACUGGACCAAGUGUUGACCUCAGGGCCUCACAGGCCUGGGUUCUCCCAGGCCAUCCCGGCUUGUCCCUGGCACAAAGAGAUCAAGGCCUAGUGCACAACCCCACCACCCUCCUAGGGCUCGGUACAUGGUACUGCUGAGCGCAGGCCGCAGGGCUCAACUCUGGCGCCUGCUCUCAGGGAACAGACAUUAAGAGUCCUCUGUCAGGAGGCAAGAGCUCCGAAAGGGACCCCUGGGAAGGGACCAAGGGACGCUGAGUGGCUGCAGCUGCAGUAAAGCUAGAAACAGUUUCACCAUCAGAAGGCGACGAAUAGAUAACCCGUGGUACGUUUAUUCUAUGGAUAUGGUUCAGCAGUUCACGUGAAUAAACCAGAUCCAGUUCUGUUGACAUGGGUCCCCCUAUUGUGAGCAAAACAGACUGUAGAAUGGCAUCUUCAAUGUGAGCGUUUACAUGAAUUUAAAAACCUCCAAGCAAUAUCAUAUGUCGUUCAUGAACGUAUAUGUAGUGAAAUAACAGAAGUGUGGACUAGAAGGAAGGACCCUUCAAGGUCAUGGCUGAGGCAGCCUUGCGUAGGGGAGAGGUGUGACCUUCGGGGCAUGGGACUAAAAACCCAAGUUCCGGUGCUCUUGUUUAUACCAGUUCCUGGCACACAGCAGGCUUGCGCUGUGCGCCCUCCUGUGUGUAUGUGGUGAAUAUGUCAGAUUUCCAAAGAGAAUGAAAAAUUGGGGGGGGCACAGUGGGGGAACAGCUAAUAGAGCCUGUGUCAAGCAGAGGGGAGAGUGUAUUCAGAGACCCCAGUUCCUCCUAGUCCCAGACCCUCGAGUCUGAUCGGGUCUUUAUGGAGGGCAGAGGAAGGCCCCUGUCUUAAGUGGGGGUCCCCAGAAGCAGACGCUGAAUGCAGCGUCUGGCUUGGUGCAAAGCAGGGGCGGGGGCUGGGCUUUCUGGUCAUUGGCCAAGGGCUGCUCCAGAGUUGGGGGACAGGGACUUAACCUCCCAGGCUACUCUGGCUCCCUGAACCAGGCAGGCCCAGUGGCCCCCGAAGCUGGAGGGCUGUUCUGCAAGAAGAGUGCCACCAGUGGGGUGCCCCCUUUCCAAACGGCAGGUCUCGUAACUGACGUUCGAACAUUCGUUCAACAAGCAACCAAGAGCCUAUGGGAGCUAGGAGUCUUCCAGCUGCUGGGGAUACCAGAAUCAAGGAGAAAAAGUCCCAAGCACCAGGAGAUUCCAUUUGGCAUGAGAGGUUCCGGGCAGGGGAACAGCUCAUAGGGAGGCCCGGCCAGCCUGUUUCCAGGCACAGUCGGGAGGCCGGAGUGGCUGGAGCCAAGGGAGGGAAGAAGGAAUGAGGUCAGAGAGGCAGCAGGGACCAGGUAGCAAGGGGCUAGUAGGUCAUUUUGAGGACUCUGGCUUUUUCUGAGUGAGAUGGGGGGCCGCUGGAGGGCUUUGGGCAGAAUGGGACACGAUCUGACUCACACUCUAAAAGGACAGUGUCAAUGGCUUGGGCUGGGAGGUAGAGAUGGGGGUGGUGACAAGUGGCCUUGUUGAGCAGAACACCAUGCACCGAUUGUCCCUUCCAGGGAAGGACAUCAGGCAGUUCUGCCCACUGUCACAGUAAUCGGGCUCUAAGGAAAGCAGUGCAGUCAGGCACUGGCUGGACAACGCCUUACGCCGAGAAAAGACCAGAUCAGCCUUGGUGGCGGGUGGCGGUCCCCCGUGGCCAGCAGUAACUGACACAGGGCAGUUGGCUUACUCUCCCCUCUCUCCUGCCAGAGUGGAAGGACACUCCCCUCCCUGCGGAGGACAGACGCAGCAGUGGGGUUGGCCAGGUGCCACAUGACACGCAUGCGUAAGCAGAACAAAAGAGCAAACCCUGGGCUUGAAAUAGGGGAAGAUAUUCCCACACGAGGUGACAAGGUCAGCACAGGCUGUUGCGGGCUCUUUAUCUCUUGGGAAGGAAGUGUUCCAUCCUCCAGGCCCAUUGUCACCCAGCGGGUGGGUUUGAAAGACAGCAUGCAAGUGACUGCCUCGCCCAACAGAGCCGCUCUUGGAUAUAUUCUGAAGGCAAGGCGACAGGAUUCACUCGUGGACAAGAUGCAAGAGAAAAAGAAGAAUCCACGAUUGCAAGGUUUGGGGCCUGAGGAGCUUGGGGCUUGAGCUGCCACCGACUGGGAAGGAAGGUGGCAGGAAGGCCAGGUUCCAGGAAAGGCCAGAUGAGUCACACUGAGGAAAUGGGCCUUCCCACCAGACCUUCUCACCACUGGGAGGCCAGCUUUUAGAGACACUUGGAAGUACUCUGUAUUUCAGCCUAUGGUAUCUGCUGAUCAGAAACUUGUCGACCACAGGAAGCAAAUUCCUCUUGCCUCCGCUCUCCUGCCGGUGAGGACUGAAGCCACUAGUCUAGUUCCCAGAUCAUGUAUUUCUUGUUUUCACAAAGCUGAGCCUUCCAGUUGAGGGAGCCAGAGACAAGCCCCUGUCCCAGGAGAGGUCAAGGUCUUUUCCUGUUGGCCAAAACUGGACCAGAGCCAGCCGUACCUGCAGGAGCCCCUGCCUUAGGCCCAUCCUGGGAGUCUCCAGAACAGCCUGGAAAUUCCAACUCUCCCAGCCUCCCUCCAAAGUGGCCCUAGAGCCAGAAAGCCCUGGUCAAAUCCCUACUGGCACCCCAUGACUGGCUGUGUAAGAGACGGGACAAUCUCUUAACCUCACUGUGACUCAGUUUUCUCAUCGGAAAAGUGGGGAUACUCACAGUGUUGACUCAGGGAUUAGUGAAGUCUGAAAAUGUGUAACAUCAGCAUUUCUCAUUACCUGUGUUACCAUGUUAAUUAUUCAGAGAGAGGGAGGGGGUGAUGGGUGUAGGGGAGGAAAGAGUUUUCCUUAGCCCUCUUAGGGUCCCCGGCUGGGUCUGAAAAUUAAACUGACAAGGAUUAAACAGGAGAAAAAAACAUGUACGUUUUUCAAACUUUUACAUGUACACAAGAACUUUCACAAGAGAAGGAAGGCCUGAUGAAGUGACAAGAAUAAGGAGCUUUUAUACCUUUCACACAAAGAGAUAAUAAAUGUGUGAAGAAUUGACAAGACAAAGAGGUCUGGGCUGCGGUAGUGAAUGGUGAAGAAGUAACCAGGAAGAUAGGGCUAGAUUAACAAGGUUUGUUUAUACAGAUUUCUUGUCUAGAAAUUCCCUGUCUCUAGUAAUAAAAAUGUCCUCUUUCCUCGUGGUACAGGGAGGAUACCAUUCACGCAGAGAUUUAGGACCUGUUUCAGGAAAGGACAAGGGAUGGGGUCAGAGUGACUUCCUUCCUUCUGCCAUUUUUUCAAACACUCAGGUUAAGAUGUUCAGUAUGCCACAGUGCCAAAAUUUGGAGGUAGCAUGUCCUGAGCCCCAUCACCAGUCUGUCUGACCAUCCGUUCGUGUAUUCAUUUAUCAUCAAUUCUAUAAUAAUUUAUUGAGUGCGUCCCACAAGUUUUGAAAAAAUUGUCAGGAAGUAAAACGGGUUUUCCUCACUGGCCACAGCAGAACCCUGAGGGUCCAGUCCUCCAGGUAGUCGAGGGCUUGUGUCCAUACCUAUGAAUCUAAAAACUAUUGACAGAUUCAACAUUAUAAAACAUUAUCAUAUCGAAGAUCUACACUCAGAUUCACAGACUUGAACUUGAAGGGAGCUUAGAGCUCCAGAAGCCCAGCAGUUUCAGAUGUUUUUUAUUUCAAAACCUUGGCUCAAAAGAAAUCUUACACAGGGUAUAAAACAGAGCGGGUCUGACAGAGCAGCACCAGCACCACCACCCCUGCCACUCUGAGGUAGGGCCCCCAAAACACAGUAUGGAAACUCUUCUCCUACAUCCACCUUAUUGCACAGCUCGGGACACGGGCCCACAAAGAGGAGACAUGGCCAAGGGCACGUGGAGACUUUGGAAUGUGACAAAAUGGAGACUGGGGUGCCAGGUAGAACUUAAAAGGAAAAAACAGAACUUACACAAAUGAACAGAGACUCAAUGGAUGGAUUAAUUCAUAGAACAGAUACAUCAGAAGAGAGAAUCAGUAGCCUUGAAGAGAUAUUUGAAGGAAUUAGAAUGGAGCAAAAAGCAGAAAAGAAGAGAGGUUAAGAAACAAGGGAUAGCAUGAGAAGUUCCGAUAUAACUCUAUCGGAGUUCGGAAGGAGCCCCUGGGAGAGAGGCAAACAUUCAAAGGAAUAAUGGCAGAGAAUUUUCCAAAAUGAAAAGACACCAAACCUCAGAUUCAGGAAGCCAAGCAAUCCCCAAACAGAAGAAAUCCACAUUUAUAGUUACCAUAUUGGCACUUUGUUCAGCAUUGCUUAAUCUUUGGCAGCUGGCACAGUUGCAGCACAUAGUAAAUGCCUUAUAACAUAUAUAGAAUGAGGGAUCCCCAGGUGGCUCAGUCGGUUAAGCAUCUGCCUUCCGGUCAGGUCAUGAUCCCGGGGUCCUGGGCUUGAGUUCUCCAUCGCGCUUCUUACUCAGCAGGGAGCCUGCUUCUCCCUCUGCUACUUACCUGGCUUGUGCUCUCUCUCUCUCUUUCUCUCUGACAAAUAAAUAAAUAAAAUCUUAAAAAACAAAACACAAAUAUAGAAUGGAUGGUGCAGAACACCAAAGAUGAACAUUAAGAUCCCCAAAGCAGGGGCGCCUGGCUGGCUCAGUUGGUAGAGCAUGCUACCCUUGAUCUCAAGGUUGUGAGUUCAAGCCCCGUGUUGGACCGUAGAGAUUACUUUAAAAAAUUAAUUUAAAAAUAAAAAUUAAAAAAUCCCCAAAGCAAGCAGGUAGAAAAGAUGUUGUCCUAAAAGAAAUGACAAUUACACUGGCAACUGAUGCCUCAGCAACAACAAAAGGAGUCAGAAGACAGGGGAAUGGUAUCUUCAAAGUGGUGUGAAAAACAACCGCCAACCUACGAUUGUGUACUGUGAGUUAUCUUUCAGGAAUGAAGAAAAUAAAGGCCUAUUCAGA
Zalophus californianus (California sea lion) is the source of this 6673-nucleotide messenger RNA. RefSeq names its product angiotensin II receptor associated protein (gene AGTRAP). The record is from RefSeq and is a predicted model, not a curated record. The coding region runs from base 126 to 605 and encodes 159 amino acids. Gene Ontology annotation, cellular component: plasma membrane. Gene Ontology annotation, biological process: regulation of blood pressure; angiotensin-activated signaling pathway. The transcript has 5 exons. NCBI's taxonomy places the organism in Eukaryota, Metazoa, Chordata, Mammalia, Carnivora, Otariidae.